UUUCCGUUUCCUUUUACAAGUUAGUUUUUGGCCUGAAGAGGUUGCUGGGUACUCUAGUCGACCGUUUCGAAGCAAGGUUCACACACUCAUAGCAGAAGCAACAAAACCUUAAACUCAUGUCGUAAAGUCCCUUUUCACUUUCCAUUCAAACACACACAAACACUUCGCAGGGUGGAACCAAGAUAAACAAAUGUUGAGGGCCAAGUUGGUUCGUUCGGGAAAUGAUACUCUGCGAAUCGCAGCUUUCUUCUUCAAGAACCUCAAGAGAGCUCAAAUCCUUCACACUGACAUUUCCUCUACAGUUGACAAGAUUUUGCAAGAUGAAGUGAAUGUUGUAUCAUAUGGAGUACUGGGCUAUCUUCUUCUUGGUGUUGUCAGAAUAUACUCAAAAAAGGUUGAAUAUGUUCUCCAUGAUUGCGAGGUGCUCAUUAAAAUCAAUAAAUUUGUGAUCAACACAGAAGACAUUACACAUGUGGAAACCUUGCGUAUGUCUAUUACUAUACCAGACAAAUUAGAGUUGGAUGCUUUUGAGUUGGAUAUACCUGAAGAUGCUGUCGGAGACCAUAUUGCUGCUCCGGAAGAAAUUACUCUUAAAGAGGUUGUGUCUAGAACUGAGGGAUUUGGGCUAUUGUCUCAUGAGAAGUUUGAGGAGUUUGAUUUUGGAGAAAGUACCUGCACUUUUGAUCACCAUAUAGUGGAAAAUGUUCGUCUAUCUCAAAUGUUGAUGGAAAUUGAAGUUUUUCCACAGAAGAGUCCGAUUGGUUUACUGGAAAGCAGGGAUACAUGUCAAAGUAGCAUAUUUUCUCCAAAUGAAGUAACAAACUUUGACAAUAGUUCACUAAUAGCAGGAGUAGAAAAAGAAUCAGCCAAUUUGUUGGGUCAAAAUCAACAAAUUAUUGAAGAUCGGUCAAUUAAACACAUUGUACCAUGUGAAGAUGAAAUACAGGAAGAAAGUAGUAGAAUCUCUCAAGAGGGACCUAUGGAUAACAAUAUGUUUUCCAUGAGAGAGAAGGAACACGUGUUAUUUGUUGAAGCAUUUAAUGAGUCUCAUCAAGUUGACAUUGAUCAGAAUUCCAACAAGGAAACAUCAAGCUCAUUAUGCAAAAUGAAUCAGGAAAUUAUUGGAGUUCAUGAAGCAAGAUGUUUACAAGAAAGUAUUGAAAAGCCUCAAAAUGAAAAAUCCUAUGAAAAAGAAUGUGUGCGCCAUGGCAAUUCAUUUGUUGACAAGGAGAUCCCUGAAGAACACAUUGAAGGGUCUGUUGAAAAACAUGAUAACAAAGGCAAAUUAGUGUUUCAAGAACAGGUUUCACUAGAAGAUGAAAGGCUUAGUGUUAUUUCACCAAAGUCAAUAAAUCUUGAUGCAACUCCUCAAUCCAAGUUUAAUGUUGAUUCAGUUGGAAGACCAAAACGAGGUGCUACUUUAUCAGACUCAAUGCUUAUUUCUACACCAGCUGUGAGAGAGCGUCCUCACUUUUCAAGGAAAAGAAAAGUUGUGUUAUAUAAUAAAAGGGUUGUCCUAUCUAAUGAGGUACUUAAAGAGAAUAUACGUGAUGCAAGUAGCUUAGUUUCUGACCGAAGAAAAUCCCAUCGUACUGUACAUACUGUGCUGAGAGAAUCUCUCAUUGCCAGUCUUCCUAAUAGAUUCUAUGAGCCAUUGCAUCCUUGUUCCUCAAAUCUUCAACUCCUAUUCUCUAAAAAGGAAAUGAAAAUACCAGAUUCCCUUCGGAUUAUGGAAACUUUAGGGAACUUAGAUGUGUCAGAAUCUCAAACUGUUGGCAGUCCACAGCCAAUAGCAAAUAUUCUACCAACCCCUUGCCACCACUGCCCAGAUAUAUCUGAAUCUCAGGCUUCUGGCAGUCCAGAGCAUAUAGCAGCUUCUAGUCCUCAUGAAAACAUAGAGACGGAGCAAUCUUUGGAAAGGAAUGAAGUGUUUAAUCUGAUGGAUGAGGAGAUAAAUUCAAGUGUUAUAGAGAAUUCAGAAUUAUGUGGGUGGUCUGGUCGUACCAGGAAAGUUGCAAGUUACUUGCAUCAAAGUUUUCUACAUUCAAAGAAACACAGAGAGGAGGAUGUUGUAAACUUUUCACAAGUUUUUGGAGGCCAAAUGCGGAAAGAAUCUGCAAAGCUAUUUUAUGAAAUACUGGUUUUGAAAAGUACAGGCUAUGUAGAUGUGGAGCAAAAGGAAGCUUAUGGUGAUAUUGCAAUCUUUAAGCUCCCAAAAUUAGACCAAACUUUUUGAUUUGAUAGUCUAUUAAAUUAACUGACAUAGGUAGAUAUCAAAGGUGAUAUAGAAAUAGAAAAUUGGUAGGAUUUGGUAGGAUUCUUGUAGAUUUAUUUGUAGUAGUUUUUUCAUUGUAGAAUUAUUCUUAUAACUGUACAGCAUUUUACCUGUCCUUUUUCAUGUUAGCAACAUUCUGCCAAAUUUGUGGAUUUCUGCCACAAGUUCCUUUGUACAGGGCAGAGUUAGAAACUUUAAUAUGCAAGUGAUGGUAAAGUCAGAACUUCUAAUUUCUCGCAUUCGGCAAAUGA
Messenger RNA from Cajanus cajan (pigeon pea), 2526 nucleotides. It is a transcript of the gene SYN2, whose product is annotated as Rad21/Rec8-like family protein. Gene Ontology annotation, biological process: sister chromatid cohesion; replication-born double-strand break repair via sister chromatid exchange. Gene Ontology annotation, molecular function: chromatin binding; protein binding. The record is from RefSeq and is a predicted model, not a curated record. Lineage: Eukaryota; Viridiplantae; Streptophyta; Magnoliopsida; Fabales; Fabaceae. Gene Ontology annotation, cellular component: cohesin complex.